Messenger RNA from Olea europaea var. sylvestris, 375 nucleotides. RefSeq names its product 60S ribosomal protein L29-1-like. The transcript has 3 exons. Gene Ontology annotation, biological process: cytoplasmic translation. NCBI's taxonomy places the organism in Eukaryota, Viridiplantae, Streptophyta, Magnoliopsida, Lamiales, Oleaceae. The record is from RefSeq and is a predicted model, not a curated record. Gene Ontology annotation, cellular component: ribosome; cytosolic large ribosomal subunit. Gene Ontology annotation, molecular function: structural constituent of ribosome. The coding region runs from base 138 to 320 and encodes 60 amino acids.
CCGCUACAAAGCCCAUUAAUAACUCUGCUGAACUGAAGCCCAAACCACUCAGUUAAAUGCCACGCGCUUAAAAGGAACCAAAACCCUAACAAUUUGUGACGCAACCUCCUUUCGCUUCAAAAUCACCAGAGAAGAAAAUGGCGAAAUCGAAGAACCACACCGCCCAUAACCAAUCCUACAAGGCCCACAAGAACGGCAUCAAGAAGCCCAAACGCCACCGUCACACCUCAACCAAAGGGAUGGAGCCGAAGUUUUUGAGGAAUCAGAGGUAUGCGAGGAAGCACAACAAGAGGAGUGGUGAAUCUGCUGAGGAAGAGUAGACUAAAAAUCACAAAUGUGCCCAUAAUCCAUUUUCUGAUAGUGCAGAUGUUUACU